GACUUCAACGGAGUCGCAGUCUACCUGCUCGCCUGUGCGCUCUUCCCUCUGUGUCUGGGUUUUGUCUACCUGAAGUUAGAUACCUCCAAGGAGUCGGGCAUUCAGAACCGUUUGGGUCUCUUCUUUUUCGUCUGCCUACAAGUCAUUUUCUUCAACACUAACUGUAUGGAGGUUUUCAUUCGUGAUUUCGCGCGGUUCAGACAGGAACGUUUCAAAGGCUACUACUGCACAUCGGCCUACUUUCUGUCUAAAGUGUUCUGUGAGAUACUGCCAGUGAGAAUGUUUCCUGUCAUCGUCUUCCUUCCCAUGCUCUACUUGAUGGCUGGCCUGAAAUUUGAUAUCUCUGCGCUUUUAAUUUGGGAGGUUGUCUGGCUAGCGACAUCGAUCGCCUCCUGUGGUAUUUCUAUCCUGACAGGCGUCGUCUUCAACCAACUGGACCUAGCCAGCCUCUUCACCUGCCUCAUUUACUCCUGCAUGAUGGCAUUCAGCGGUUAUUUGCUAAACAUGGUGUCCACGUGGCGUUUGCUGAGUUGGCUCCGCUACCUUUCCAUAUUCUGGUAUGCUUUCUCCGCCCAGUCAAUCAACGAACUAAUGGGAGUUGAAUUCUGCUCGCCGGUGAAACUCUCCCCAUCACAACAGCAUUCGCGGGCCAUGUCCGGGGUUGAUUUUGCUGUUAUGGAUGAUGAUGUAAUCCAAAACUCUACAACCUCGCGUUUGCAGUCCUGGUAA
Messenger RNA from Dibothriocephalus latus, 729 nucleotides. Lineage: Eukaryota; Metazoa; Platyhelminthes; Cestoda; Diphyllobothriidea; Diphyllobothriidae. The record is from the annotation of a GenBank genome assembly.